Messenger RNA from Ananas comosus (pineapple), 2463 nucleotides. RefSeq names its product protein FAM110C. The record is from RefSeq and is a predicted model, not a curated record. NCBI's taxonomy places the organism in Eukaryota, Viridiplantae, Streptophyta, Magnoliopsida, Poales, Bromeliaceae. Gene Ontology annotation, molecular function: mRNA binding; translation initiation factor activity. Bases 149 to 1900 code for a protein of 583 amino acids. The transcript has 6 exons.
UCUCGCAUCGCUGGGCCAUCAUCAUUGUCCUCGCGUCGUCCCCAUUUGCCGUCCUCUCCUCCUCUCCGCUAGAGAGAGAGACACAAAAAGAAGGAUAAAAAAAGGGCGAAGGGAGGGAGAGGGAGACAGAGAGAAAAACCGAACCCUAAUGUCGAAGAAGAAAUCCUUCACCGGAUCCACGACGAUGACCCUUAAGGAUUUCCAUGGCGGCUCCAUCCCCUCCGACCUCCCCCUCCCCUCCGCGCCCGGCGUCUCCGUGAGGCCGCCGGAUCGCCCUGCUGCCGGGAGGCCCGACCACCACCGCCUCCGCCCCGGAUCCGCCGGCGGCGUCGCCUCCGCCGGCGGCGUUGUCACCGCCACCGCCGUCCGCGGCUUCGACGAGCGCCCCCCGGCGUUCCUUUCCCAGCCCGUCCACAUCGGCCGCCACUUCGAGGAGGACGAGCGCAAGCCCUUCGACGCCUCCUCCGCCUCCCGCCGGCCCCCCGCCGCCGACCCCGUCCGCCCCCUCCCUCCUCCUCCCGCCGCCAGAUCCGAGCCCAGUCGCCCGAUCUCCGGCCCCGCGGCGACCUACCAAUCCCCCGCUCCCGCCGCCAACGGUCUCUCGCCGUCGGCUCCUGUUCCGAAUGCGUGGGCGGCGAGGAAGGAGGCCGCGGGGGAGCCCGCGGCGGUCCAGCCGUCCCCCGCGUGGUCGGCCUCGAGGCUCGCGCUGGCCAGUGCCGUCGAGAAGGUCACGUCCGGCCGGUGGCAGUCGAAGCUGGCCGAGGUGGAGACGAUCCGAUCGCCCGAAGUAGAAACUGUAGAUCGGAGAUUCGCAGAUAGCGUUAGGGUUGGUGAGGAGGUAUAUUCUGAUCGUGUGAGAUCUCCCGUGAAUGUGGAAACUAAGGAGACUCGCCCGGUUUCCGACGAGGGGAGAUUGGGAAGGCCACAGUUGAACCAGCAAGCUGCGGCGGAAGUGCCUGAGCGUCCAAAGCUGAAACUUUUUCCGAGGACGAAACCACUGGAGCCCUCUGAAACUAGGGUUUUUGAGGAGAAGCAGGAGUACCAACAACCGUUAAACACAGUUCCAGGUGGAAAUUUAUAUGAGACGCAGGGAGAUGUGAAUGCAAUUAAGCCAGGAUCAGCUGGGGCUGAUUCCGGUGGUCCGGUAGUUGAACGUCCUAGAUUGAAUCUGAAGCCUCGAUCUAAGCCCGCUGAGCAGUCUGAUGAAACUGCUGAAAGGGCGAGGCAAAGUGUGUUUGGAGGUGCUCGCCCACGAGAACUAGUUCUAAAGGAGCGUGGGGUAGAUGUUAUUGUUGCUGACGAACUUGAUAAGACUGUACCAACCAACAGGGCUAAAAACGAUCUUCCAAAGACAGAGCCUAAGUUGGAUGCCAGUCCAAGUACCGGGCAAAGGGAAAGGACUGUUGACAGUUUUGUUCCUGCACGAAGGGGCGGAAGGGAUCUUGCCGAUAGAAAAGACAACUAUCGCCCCUCGGACGGUGAUAAAGUAGUGGCUGACACGCCAAAUAGGGGAUCUUCAUCUUCAUGGAGGAAUAAUAACAAUGACUACUUAAACAGGAGGACUAAUAGGGACUCUGAGAAACCACUCGAGCAGCAACAACAACAACCACGCCUGGAACCUGAGACCUGGCGUAAGCCACCAAUACUAGUAGAGGAGCCACCCAAGCCUCAACAAGCUCCUCCCGGAGCCCCCCGCUUUGGCAAAGGCGCAUCUGCAUUGGUGCUUGCUCAAGCAUUCUCGAAGUCAGUAUCGAGUUCAGGAUCAGGGACUGCACUUGUUAGCCAGGGGAGCAAUCUGCCUGGCCGGCAGCAGCAGGUGGCGCCCUUCUCGCGGUUGACCGACAACAACAGGGAGCUGUACUCAGCAAACCCCCAUCAAAGGCACAUUAAUGGAUACUAAUAUGUUUUCUGAGUUAGCUACUGGGUGGAGAAAUCUGCUGCAGUGGGAAAAUAGUGCGGCAGGUGGUCUCUCCAGUGGUCUCUCUUCUCUCAUCUUGUUUCGGUCCAAUUCUGUUUUUUCAGCUGAGAGGUGUCUCUAGCAGAUUACUCGUAGGAGAGGGCAAGAUACAUGACCUUUAGCACCUUCAUUCUCAUAAAACAAGGGCGGUGAUAUUAGUAGAGCAGAACUUGUUAUUAAUAGAGAGACACAUUGGAUCCGCUCAAUCCACGUUCAAAUGGUAGGAUGUAUGAUCAAGUUUAAUGAAUCUGCUCUGUGAAUAACAAUUUUAGCUCUAUUGAUAUCACCGUUCUAUAAAAUGAUGAGGUGGUGAUUAAAGAAAACAAAAAUGUUUUCAUCUGUAUGUUGGAUUGUAUGAAAUAUCGAACGACGACAAUUACAAUUAUUCUCGUAGGAUUUGUUUCAAUGGACUCAGAUAAACUGCUGGACAUGGAAAAACUCAUGUUCGAACUUGUGUUAUGCACUUGUGUUAUGCUUAAACGAGCCUGUUUUGUGUUAUGCUUAAA